Messenger RNA from Aphanomyces astaci, 3141 nucleotides. RefSeq lists its product as hypothetical. Gene Ontology annotation, biological process: transcription by RNA polymerase I. The record is from RefSeq and is a predicted model, not a curated record. Lineage: Eukaryota; Oomycota; Saprolegniomycetes; Saprolegniales; Verrucalvaceae. Gene Ontology annotation, cellular component: RNA polymerase I transcription regulator complex. Gene Ontology annotation, molecular function: protein binding. The coding region runs from base 15 to 2384 and encodes 789 amino acids. The transcript is spliced from 14 exons.
CAUCGAGCCGCAAGAUGGGAUACCAAUCGCUUGGACCUCGGCAUUAUGGCCAUUGGAAGCGGAAAGACGUCCUCGGGCCUUCCGGCGGCCGUCUCGGGCUCUCUCGAUCAGUGGAAGGCUCUCUCUCCCACCAGAUACAGCAACUUCUACCAGUGCUCAUGGGCGCUCGAGACUACCGAGGCGCUGCAGGGGUACUUAGCGUCAUUUACACGCACCUCAUGUCAGAUCCAGCCGCUUGUGUCACGACAAGCUUGGAAAUCCUGCGACGGCUGCCAGAUUCCACACCGACCCUCGUGGAAUUUUACCAGUCGUUGCUCGAGUGGCAGUCCGAUCACAUUAGCAACGACGUGAUUCUGCGCGAGAGGUUCCUCUUAUACUUGCUACAAGGCGACUUGCACGAAGCGUAUGCAUAUUACAAGGAGCACAUGCAACUGGAAGUGCUACAGCAGGACAUCCAUGUGAUCGCAAGCUUUGGGAUGGUCUGCUACUGGCUGUUGUUUCGAGAGGACCAAGCCAUCCGCGAUGCCUACAUACACGCACCUUUGUCCUCCCAGAGCAACGACGACGGCGACAACGAUGAUAUCAUGGACAACGACCAAGAAACCCAAUUCCCCAUCCGGCACGUCGUUGGCACUGCGACACUGUACCAAGAAGCGUCGGUGAGUUUUCGGCGUGCCAUGACGUUGAGCCCGGAAAGCAACGUUUUUGUCGAGUAUUAUGUCCAAAUCCUUGUGAUGAAGAACGACAUUGAGCUGGCCGCAGAUUACUUGGAGCAUUUCUACCACCUACACCCGACCGAACCGCACGCGUGCCGCAUGCUGUUUGAGUUUUUUCAGCGGUACUUUCCAGCCUCGGUAGCGUCCCACGUGGAUAUUUGCAUUCGAUGGAAUACAUUGGAUCCGUCGACGUUGGUGCCGUUAAAAGCGCUUGUCGAGUGCUUUGCUCAAGACCUCGUGACCAAGGGCCAACUGGUGGCGAGUCUAUGUCAUUCGCUCGACCACUGCGGCAGUAACAUGUACCAGCAAUUGCACCCAGACACGACCCUUUGGAUAUGGCAGCAGCUCGCCGACGUCCUUGGUCCCGUAUCUCUGCCACCGCUUUCACAGCACGUGGCGCUGUACUUUGAGCCGCGGCAGUGGUGGCGUCGGGUGUAUACCACCAACACGAGCUCUGCCAACGAGUUGACACUGUUGAACGUACUCCAGUGCAUUGUAUUUGUACGCGUAUGGGGUGUGGAGGCUCUGUCGCAUACCCUUGAGCUAGCCACCCUCGUCCACUCCCCUCACCACGACGUGGCAACCCUGGCAACUCGGUUCCACCUCGAUUCUCUAACUCGACAGCCCACUCGACAGCCAGCAUCCCCCUCGUCGCUGAAAUGUAUCGGCCUGCCAGUGGUUCGUACGUUGUCGCAGCCGUUGAGUUGGCGGCCGUCGAUUGGCCAACUGCGCACACCCCACUUGCUAAAACGACCCCAAGUGCUCACGUCGUUCGAGCUAGAAGACGCCGUCCAAGUGCAUCAAGUCGCGACGGGCGCCGCGCCUCCACCAUGUCGCAUUCCACGACCUGUGAACAAUACUAUCGACGCGAGGGUCACUCUUGAAUCAAGUCAAAGCAAGCACCAGCAGCAGCAUCCGAUGGACUGGCUCUUAGGCCAGCGAAGCAGACAGACCAAUCCUUGGCACAUGGACAUGACAUCGUCCGUGCUACAUGCCAUCCAAACAGACACUUCCUCAUCAUCCACCGGAGGGUUGGUGCUCACAGAUAAGGACUGCUUUGCCGCGGCGAUGGAGGACGAGCUGCUGCUCGUGUCGCCGCCGUCCACCGCCCCCCUCCACCAUUUGCACACGUCAUACCUGUACAAAUGCCUCCCCGUACCCCCGUCGAGCCAGCAAGCGGGGAUUAUCGUCAAGGCUCUGCGCCGCUACCAUCCAUUCCUUCCACAGUAUCGCAUCCCCGCUCGCUUUUUGCACUGGAUUCAGCACUACAUGAUGCGACACGGUCUCCACGCCACAUCACCCAAAUGCCUCGAGCACGUCGAGUCCAAGUGGCGACGCCAGUAUGGGAGAUGUCGAGGGCUACCGUCCAUUGAAGCUGUGGCGGCGGCCAUGGACUACUUCAAGCGCAACCCCGUGAUCCUCCCCCGCCGCAUCCGCGAUCGGUUCCGGGCGUUUGUUUCUGCUCAUGGUCGUGUGAACUUGCUGCACCUGUGCCGGGUAUUUUAUACGCUUCUGGGGGCCCGGUACCCGCCCGACCUGCCGUUUUCGAGCGUGCUCGUCGCCACCGCGAGGCAGUGGAUGCAAGACGGCGACCCUCGCGGCAGCGUGGGAACUGCCUUGGCAUGCUACCCCCCGCCUGUAAUCCAUAUAUCCACUGUAUCUCUGUAGUAUCUCCAGUGGUUGUUCAAGGGGGGUUGUGUGUAGCUACGAAAUCGGAACGACGACGCCGACAACGCUUGGACACGAGCAUUGAACGAAGAUCCCCCUGUGACAGAGUCGUCGUUUCUCGUCCCUGCGAACGAACGAUACCUGUCGUCCAUUCGCGAAUGGCUCGAGAAAGAAGCCCCCAUCUCGAACGCGGCGCUGAUGUACUACAUGCACAUGCAUUUCGACGCGACCGACCCCGCGUUUCCGUCAUCCAACGUUGUCACAGCUAUGAUCGAGUACGUUCGUGUGCAAGUCCACGCCGAGUUUGCCGACGUGCCAUCGCUGGAAGACAGCAUCUACUACUCGCUCCCCCAUCGCACGUCCAAGCCAGCACACCGCCGGUACUUGGAGACUGUCGUCUUGCCGCGCCAGCCGUUCAUGCCAUUUGAGGACGUGUGCCGCGUGAUGCUGGACAAGACCAAGCUGCCGCCGUCCAAGUACCCCGCGCCAACCGUCCCCGAACUGUACGCGUGGUGGCGAGCGGCCGUCAAGGACUUCGUGACGGCUGGCAUGGGGCUCGGCACGGUGGUUCCACACGUCGACGAGGCGGAGGCGGCCCUGCCGCCCCCCCCGCCGACCGCCCGCGGCGAUGGCAUUGAAAUCGCCAAGCAAAAGUUGAAAAUGCUCAAUUUGCCCGACGACAUGGAGAUCUUUCCAAUUUGACCAGUGAAUGAAUCCGUGUUGAACGUUGAUCUAAUGUUAUGUCUAUAUGGGUGUU